GCCGCGAGGUUGGCGGCGAGCUCGCGGCGCGGGGGGCGCCCCCCGCCGCGACGGUACUCCUCGACCCGCUGCCGUGCGGCAACUUGCCCCGGUGGCUUGGCUGGGCGAGCGAGCCGCUCGCCGACGCCGCGACCGACGCGCUGCUGAGCGAGAUGCGUGCUGCCGCGCCACACGACGUCGCUGCUCAACUCGACCGGCUCGCUCCGGCCUUUCGCAGCCUGCUCCGCGCCGGCUCGCGCUACGCGCAUCGAGCCUCCGCGCGACGAGAGGCGGUCGGCCCAGUGCUCCUGCUCCGGGCGCGAGAGUCGAUCCGCCAUCCCAUGGGCGUUGCAGCGCCGGGGGGCCUCUUUGCCAGCGCCGUCCGGUGCGCCCUUGCACCGUCGCCAUCCUACCAGGCGCAGUGCGGGGCGGGCAGCGCACCGCACGAGGUGGUGGUGGAGGGCUCGCACUUCACCUUUCUCCAGCAACCCGCGCUGGCCGCCUCGGCUGCUGCCCAUAUCGCAUCCUUCCUGAACUCGAUAGCGGCUCGCGACGACCUGCCCAGCGGUGGCGCAGACGGCGGCCCUGCGCCGAUCGUGGAUGGCCAGGCCUCCCUGGGCCACGGGGCGUGUGCUGCUGCGUGUGCUUGAGGUUUGUCGUUUGAGCGAUGAACCACCUCUGAUUUAGGUCUCUGUUAAGUUCGGUCUUCUGUCCUCGUGGUCAAGCUUUAGGUCUCUAGUCAAGGUCUUCUAGUCAAAUGGUCCGUGUUGUGUCGAUCUGGAUGGAGCUUCA
Molecule: messenger RNA, 771 nt
Organism: Emiliania huxleyi CCMP1516
Lineage: Eukaryota; Haptophyta; Isochrysidales; Noelaerhabdaceae
Exons: 1
Source: RefSeq, a predicted model, not a curated record